GUUCCCACUAGUUUUAGCUUGUGAAGGGCAAGAACUCAAAGGGUUUUUGCGAAAGCAAGCAACAAACAAGACACUGGGGAAACUUAUGGCGAGUGGUGGAACAAAAGCCUUUAGGUUUCAUCCCAGCCCUAGGAUGAUUCCACAUGCUAUCAGACCAGAAGUUCAACAUGUUAAGCUUUUGAUUGAAACAUUUGUUCACCGUGGGAAAAAACCAAAUGAUGUUCACCCUCUCCAAAUUCCUGUACUGGCAAAUAAACUCAGUGACACUGAAAUCAAAUUGCUCGCAAAAUAUUUCAACAACUCUGGAGAGAGCUUGUGGAGGCCAUCGUUAAUUGCAUUCCGUCAUCUCCAGGCAUUUCCAUCUAGGGUGCAUCGUGUACCACAUUCAUUUCGAACAGAGAUGCUAAUAGAUGCAAUGCAACAUUUGGAAGGGUUAUCAUGUUCUAGUAAUUUUGAAGCUUUAAGUGAGGUUGGAACUUCUAGAGCUCUGUACAUGGGAGGCAAAGCUGCAGAACCAUGUGAAAAUGGCAAAGCUGAGGACCAGCCUGACCCAUAUGAAAAUUGCAACGAUCUGGACAUACUUGGUUGUUCACCUGAAGAAGAGUGUGAGAUAUUAGAAGAUGAUAAAUAUUCAGUUCCAGUCAAAACAAUGGUUGUUGAAGGGAUGAAUUCUGUGAAUGAAUUGACAGGGGAGAAUUCCCAUGCCCACCUCUGUCUAUUUGACUCGGAGCUUGUAAAGGUUGAUAAUCUAGGAAAUGUUUUAGUCUCUUCGCCACAACUUUCUAUCAAAGCAGCAGCUUCUGAGUCUAAAUGUGUGGGUCCUGACGUGAUGGAAGUGAAACUUCCAACAGAAGAUGUUUGUCACUGGAUGGAUUCCAAUGAUCUUAUCCAUGAAAACACUAAGGAGUUGAAAGGAGAAUUUGCUGAUCAUGGAGAGAGAAUGGACGAGGACAUUCUGGUAUCCAGGUUAUGCGAUGUGGAUGAAUGUCAACUACGUUUCCAGUCAGAACGAGUUCUUCAAACUCCUGUUUUCCAGGUAAUGUCAAAAGAUAAUAGAGCAGUGAAGCAUCCUGAAGCAAUAAUAACAGUUAAAACAGACAAUUUAUUGAGUGAAGAAUUGAGCAAUGACUCCAAAGAUGUGGAGGCACAUAGUCCACGGCUAACUUACUUUAUUACGAGUGGUGUUGUUCCAGAGUCUCCCAUAAAUAGUCCAGCAGAGAUAGAGAAGAAUGUUCAAAAACUGAAUUCGGAAGGCUUAGUGGCAUCCUUGCUACAGGAUAAGAAGGUCAACCAUUGUGGUACUAGUGGGGAAGAUGGUCUUCCUUCACACGUUACAAGUUCAACUCCUUUACAAAAAGGAGAGGGAUCAAGAACUUCCAUGUCUUCCCAUUCAAAUAGUAAUUGUAUUAAACGAACUCCUUAUGCAAAACUGUCGAGCCCAAGCUGCAGCAAAGACUGGCUUCUAGAAUCUCAACACAUGUCAGAAAGAGCUGGUGUAAGGAACAAGUUUAGAAGGUUGCGCAAGCUAGGUGAUGGUUGUAAAGAAAUAUCUCAAGAAUACACAGAAAAAAAUAACGUUUCUCCCCAAAAAGUGGUAGGCUCUUGUUUUACGUCCAACAGGGCUGUGAGUCGUGUAACCAGGAGGAAGCACAGAGGUGAGAUGAGGCAAGUAAAAGAUGCUAGGGCAUUCCUUGAAGUGGAAGCUGAGGUUUCUUCAGAAGGCUUGGCAUCUGAUGAUGAAGAAGAAGAAGAAGAGGAGGAGGAUUGUAACUCAUAUGAUGGCAGUUUCAUUGAUGACCAGAUAAAUUCUCCUGCAGUGGACACUCAAGCUAACUCUUGUAGAAUGGACAUGAUGGCAAUUUACAGGCGUUCUUUACUUACUCAAUCCCCAAUGGAGCUAUUGCCAAAAGCGUGCAGUUAUCUCAGUCCAGAUUCUUUGGCUACAAGAAGUGUGAAAGCAGUAACUACAAGCUCUUCAGGAACAAUGGAUCACCGAACACCCCAAACAGGCUUAGAGUCAACAACUAGAAAGUCAGAAGUCGUGCCUUAUGGAACAACAUCUGCAUGUCCUUUAGGAGAGAAUGGGAGCAAGACGGGGAGUCAAAAACGCAAAUUUAGUUCUUGUGAAACUAGUCCACUACCCGCACGGGAUUUGGCAAGUGAUUUCUUGCAGCAGAAUGGAGCAGGGGGGAGCCACUCUCCCUUGCCGGUACAAGAACAUAACAAAAUUGAAAAUGGGAACUUGCUGGAUGAUGAUGAGUUUUUUCAAGGUAUUGAUCUUGAUGUGAUCGAAGAAGAAGCCGCUAGAAUGCUUCGGCAUAAACCACAAAGCGUCUCAGUUCACAAUCAACCCAUUUCAAUUCCAGUUCCUCAAAACGUUGGUAUUAGCGAUUCUCCUUCAUUUGAUCUUGGUUUUUAAUUUUUGGACUAGAUUUAACAGUAGAGUAGCAGUGUCUAUACACCUCUUGUACAUAACUUAUACCUUGUAUGUGGCUUAUCCUUAUUCAUUAAUGGAUAAAAUCCACAGAAUAUGCAUUUUCAUGUAACAUUAACGCAACUUCACUUGUAAAGAAAUGAAAAUUUUGGCUGUUU
Molecule: messenger RNA, 2592 nt
Organism: Cuscuta campestris
Lineage: Eukaryota; Viridiplantae; Streptophyta; Magnoliopsida; Solanales; Convolvulaceae
Source: the annotation of a GenBank genome assembly